GACUGCCGGAUGCAAACAUGGUUUUUUUAAGGAUGAGCAGUAGGUAAGUAGUAACGAUGCAACCUAGAAGAGAGCGCCCUUUAGCAGAAGACAUUGGGACACUUUAUAUUGGCCACAUUAAAUCAAUAGAUCCAACCCAGUAAGUAGGAAUUUACUGCAUACGUGGGAGUUACAGUUAAUCAUCUUUAAUUUUUCCCAUAACAAACCAGUCAAUGACCUUUCUGGCAAACAUCAGCAAGUUUGCUAAGAAGCUGUCCAAAUCCAAUCCAUUUACAGAUAUAUAUAUAUACGGAAACAAUUGAAGAGCAGAAGCCAAAUACCACUGCUCGCUGAGAAGGAAAAAGAGCCACAGAUUUUUGAAGUCCCGUAAAUGGUAAAACUACCCACCAUGGCAGUUUCUCUUCUAAAUCUUUUGUAUUUGAUUCUAGGGAUCUCAUUUUCCUGCUGUGCCCAAGACACAUGUCCUGAUGUAAAACUCAUUGGUGUUGGAGAAUCAGAAAGGAUGGCCAUUCUAAGAGGAUGCCCCGGGUCACAGGGAUCCCCUGGGCAAAAAGGAGAAGCAGGGACACAAGGAACCAAAGGAGACCGUGGCAUCCCAGGAAAGAUGGGCCCACCUGGUGAGAAAGGAGACAUCGGGGAUCCUGGUCUCCGGGGGGUAUCUGGCAAGAAAGGAGAUACUGGAGCCACAGGCCCUAUGGGGAGUAGGGGACUGAGAGGAGAUGAUGGAUUCCCUGGUAUUAACGGGUCGCCUGGUAUGAAAGGUGAAAUGGGAUACCAAGGAAUAAAAGGAGAAAAAGGUGAUCAGGGGGCGAAAGGUACCUCUGGCCUGGGGUACAAAGCUGCCAGCAACUGUAAGGAGUUACGGGACAGUGGAUUGUCUCUUACCGGCUGGUACACAAUCUAUCCAGUAACAACUGGUAAACCCCUCGUUGUUCUCUGUGACAUGGAUACGGACGGAGGAGGCUGGAUUGUGUUUCAGAGGCGCCAAGAUGGAUCAGUAGAUUUUUACAGAGACUGGAAAUCAUACAAGCAAGGUUUUGGAAGUCAACAAAGCGAGUUUUGGCUUGGAAAUGAUAACAUCCACCUCCUUACCUCCAUAGGGAAUUUCCAACUGCGCAUUGACCUGGAGGAUUUUGACAACAAUAGAACCUAUGCCACCUACAGCAAAUUUCAUUUGGAGAGAGAGUCUCUGAAAUACAUCCUUCGUUAUGGGGAAUUCUCUGGGGGCACUGCAGGUGACUCUCUAGGUACUCACAAGAAUAGAGCAUUUACCACUAAGGAUGCUAAUAAUGAUAUGGCCAAAGACAGCAACUGUGCCAUACUAUAUGUAGGAGCCUGGUGGUAUAACAGCUGCCAUUCUGCCAGCCUGAAUGGGGAAUACCUGCGGGGCAAGCAUAAUAAGAAGGGCAGCGGGGUGAUCUGGCACACCUUCCGAGGGUCGAUGUACUCACUGAAAAUGUCUGAAAUGAAGUUCCGCCCAGAAAAGUAACCUGUCAUACAAGAGUAUUGGCGCACCAUUUGUUACUUAUUGUGAGGUGGCUACCUGAAAAUACCCAUGCCGUAAAUAAACAAAGGAAUUGGGCGCUCCAAUAUAAAAGUAAUCAGACCUUAAUUUCAUAUUACAAAAUCCAAUGCAUUUUGACGAAAAGUAACCUGGACUGGUUGGAAAGUUUUAUAUUAAUUCUUUAUAUUGUUCCAUUGGACUUUGAUUGUCCCAGCCUUUCUUAACAAUGGUGUGUAUAAAAAAUAUGUGUUAAUUUAAUUGUGUUUCAUUUAUAUUUUCCACAGUUCAAUAAAUCAAGUAUCUCCGUUUUAUGUUGGA
Xenopus laevis (African clawed frog) is the source of this 1822-nucleotide messenger RNA. Its product is annotated as ficolin-1-B. The record is from RefSeq and is a predicted model, not a curated record. Bases 371 to 1489 code for a protein of 372 amino acids. The transcript is spliced from 12 exons. Lineage: Eukaryota; Metazoa; Chordata; Amphibia; Anura; Pipidae.